GAAGAGCUUUCUUUCAUAACUCUUAGAAGCUCCGGAUCAGAGAGAGGUCAUCUUCAAAAUCCCAUCUUUUGAAGAUUUUUAAGGUUUGCUGAUCCAUAAUGGUCAAUGCCACUAGAGGACUGUUUAUCUCUUGUGACAUACCUAUGGCACAGUUCAUCAUCAACUACAACAAUUCACUGCCGCAAUCACAAAAGUUCAUUAUACACGUCUUGGAUGGGACUCACCUCUUUGUGCAACCCCAUGCAGCUGAGAUGAUAAAAAGUGCCAUUUCAGAAUUUAGAGACCAGAAUUCUUACGAGAAGCCUACUUAAAUAUCUUCUAUGGACCAGAUGUUUACAUUGUACCUUGAUUUCGAUCAUCCUUUUAUCUUGAAAUUAGUGAAUUUCAGCUCUACAUGAGUAAGCAUUUACCUCCGUGUGAACACACAAAAGAAGUUAAAGAACUGUGAGGUCUGCUUGCAUUAUCCACUUAUAUUGGAUUGAAUGUUCAUGAAGGGAACAUUGCUCUCAUUUUGGUCUUAAGAUAGCACAUUUGAUAACUCGC
Molecule: messenger RNA, 543 nt
Organism: Fragaria vesca subsp. vesca
Lineage: Eukaryota; Viridiplantae; Streptophyta; Magnoliopsida; Rosales; Rosaceae
Product: general transcription factor IIH subunit 5-like
Exons: 3
Coding region: 99-311 (70 amino acids)
Biological process (GO): nucleotide-excision repair, preincision complex assembly; transcription initiation at RNA polymerase II promoter; nucleotide-excision repair
Cellular component (GO): transcription factor TFIIH core complex; transcription factor TFIIH holo complex
Source: RefSeq, a predicted model, not a curated record